GUGGUUGGUUGUAUUAGUUGAAGAGAAAAAGUUUCCAAAAUAGGAAUGUAGUAUCAUCUUAUUUGGGGAAAGGGAAAGUGUGUCAAAAUGAGAAAGUGUGUCCCUUAAGUGUGACGGAGGAUGUAUUAAUUUUACUAUACAUAAAUUAUUGUAAUUUAAAAGAAAAAAAACAACCAAAAUGGAACACAAAUAUCAAAUUGUAUUUUACAAUAUUUUACCUUUGAAGAUUGAAUAGGUAGUCAGCGCGGUAUGCGACGGAGGCUGUGCGGGCGAGCUGAGAGGGUGGGAGCGGGAGAGUGGCUAAGUGGGCAAGCAAUGGGCGAUCUGACAUCUAAGCUGGCAGGCAGUGGGUGAGCGGCAACGACAACGACAAUCAGGCGACGGUGAUGCAGGUGUUCGUCAAAGCACAAAAGUCAAAGGCGUACUUCAAGCGUUUCCAAGUUAAGUACAAGAGAAGAAGAGAGGGGAAGACUGAUUAUCGGGCAAGGAUUCGCAUGAUCAAUCAGGAUAAAAACAAGUACAACACUCCAAAGUUUCGCUUUGUUGUACGAUUUACCAAUAAGGACAUAAUUUGCCAGAUUUUGUCCUCGAGCAUUGCUGGUGAUCAUGUCCUUGCUGCUGCGUAUGCACAUGAGCUGCCUCGUUAUGGCCUAGAAGUUGGGCUGACCAACUAUGCUGCAGCUUACUGCACUGGACUUCUUUUGAGCCGUCGCGUUCUGAAGACCCUUGAAUUGGACGAGGAGUAUGAAGGAAAUGUGGAGGCAACAGGAGAGGAUUAUUCUGUUGAGCCUGCUGAAAGCAGAAGGCCCUUCCGUGCCCUUUUAGAUGUUGGUCUCAUCAAAACUACUACUGGAAACCGUGUUUUUGGUGCUCUCAAGGGAGCCCUGGAUGGUGGACUCGAUGUCCCACACAGUGAUAAGAGGUUUGCUGGAUUUAGCAAGGACAACAAGCAGCUUGAUGCUGAAGUGCACCGCAAGUAUAUUUAUGGUGGCCAUGUUGCUUCCUACAUGAACACUCUGAUUGAAGACGAGCCUGAGAAGUAUCAGUCUCACUUUAGUGAGUACAUUAAGAGGGGUAUAGAGGCAGAUAACAUUGCAGAGGUGUACAAGAAGGUUCAUGCAGCAAUUCGUGCUGACCCCACACCUAAGAAAUCUGAAAAGAAGCAGCCAACCGAGCACAAGAGGUACAACCUUAAGAAGCUAACUUAUGAGGAGAGGAAGAACAAGUUGAUUGAGAGGCUAAAUGCACUGAAUGCUGCUGCGGGAAACGACGAUGAUGAGGAUGAGGAUGAGGAUGAAGAUGAUGAGUGAACUGUCACUGACAGCCAGUAGUUUGUAAUAUCUGGUCAAAGUUUUGCUUUGCUGCGGUAAUCUGUUGGAUGCUUCUAUUUCUUUAGGGGUGUGACAAUUUAUUGUUGUUUUUCUACACAAGAUUUAACCACCCGAAUUGAUGCUCUCUUGUCUAGACUUUCAUUUUUUUCUUUUCUAGUCUUUUUUCUUCCCUCCUGAAUUGAUGAGUUUGCUCUUAA
This is a messenger RNA of Salvia splendens (bonfire salvia), 1528 nucleotides long. Its product is annotated as 60S ribosomal protein L5-like. The record is from RefSeq and is a predicted model, not a curated record. The coding region runs from base 387 to 1310 and encodes 307 amino acids. Gene Ontology annotation, biological process: ribosomal large subunit assembly; translation. NCBI's taxonomy places the organism in Eukaryota, Viridiplantae, Streptophyta, Magnoliopsida, Lamiales, Lamiaceae. The transcript is spliced from 9 exons. Gene Ontology annotation, cellular component: cytosolic large ribosomal subunit; ribosome. Gene Ontology annotation, molecular function: structural constituent of ribosome; 5S rRNA binding.